UGAUACAAUCCACACAAGCAUAAGUACCUUUGAGGGCAAUUAAUUUCUAAGACUCUGUAGACAUCCUGACAUCUCAGAUUGAGAAUUACUGACUCAGUGGCUUCUGGUCUGGACUCAGAAGGAUAUUUUGACCAGGAUGAGACGGACAACAACCAGAGUAAGCAACUUGUCCCCAUACACUGCUCCCAGGAACCCAGGUCCCAGAGCUGGAACUGAGCCAGGAAAGCAGGGCCCAGGAGAUUCCUCUUCCAGGAGUUCAUCUUUCCAUGACCCAACCACAAUGCUCUCUAUCACUACCAUUGGGAAUUCUUAGAGAAGCCAAUCAGCCUCAUCCAUAUCAAGAUUAUAAACUGAACACACACUAGCAGAGACUUAGUGUCCACUCUUCAAGUAGGAUGAAGACCUUAGUUCCCAAGGCUCUUCUCCUGCUGCUCCUGGCCAACCUGACCCUGACCAGGCAUCCAAAGGGUUCAAACUCCCUGAGCUAUUUGCAAACUCUCCUCACCUGGCCUGACUUGCUGGAGCCCCAACUCAUCUAUGCUGUCUACUUUAAUGACAUUCGUAUUGAGAGAUUCAACAGCAGAGAGGAGCCUCCGAGACUGAUGCACUGUGCACCAUGGGUGGAUCAGCAGGAGCCAGAGUACUGGGACCAGAGGACAGAAGAAGUUCUGAGACUGAUGGCAGCAUACAAGUACAUACUGAAGAAAAUGCUUCACAUCUACAAUCUAAUUGAAACUGGUAAUUACACAAUCCAGAUCCGGAUGGCCUGCGAUGUACUGCCUGGAGGGAACCUCAGUCGUGUACAAUAUGAAUUCAUCUUCAAUGGCCAUGAUUACGUUGUGCUGAACAAGGACCUGAGAAGUUGGACUGCAGUUGGCAAGGCAGCUGAAGUGUUGAGGCAAAAUUGGGAGGCGUCAGGUUUUGCAAAAUCUUUGAAGAAUUACUUGCAAUAUGAAGGUGUGAAGUUGGUCCUCAGACAGCUGGUCUAUGGGAAGGAGAUUUUGCUGAGAACAGAUACCCCUAAAAUGCAUGUGACCCGUAAGGUCAGAGCUAAUGGGAAAAUCACUCUAAGGUGCUGGGCCCUGGACUUCUACCCUGCUGACAUCACCCUGACCUGGCAGAGGGAUAGGAGCAACCAAAGUUUGAAUAUGGAGGUGAUAGAGACCAGGCCUGCAGGAGAUGGAACCUUCCAGAAGUGGGCAGCUGUGGUGGUGCCUUCUGGGAAGGAGCAGAGAUACACAUGUCAUGUAAAUCAUGAAGGGUUGCCUGAGCCCCUGACCCUGAGAUGGGAACCUCCUCAGCCCUCUGUCCCCAUCAUGACAAUUGUUACUGGCCUGGUUCUUGGAGCUGUGCUUAUGGGAGCUGUGGUGACUUUUCUGAUAUGGAAGAGGAGGACUAAAGGUAAGGAAAGGACAGGGUCUGAGUUCAAGUCUCCAUGGGAAUAUCAAGUCUAG
Molecule: messenger RNA, 1454 nt
Organism: Peromyscus eremicus (cactus mouse)
Lineage: Eukaryota; Metazoa; Chordata; Mammalia; Rodentia; Cricetidae
Product: class I histocompatibility antigen, Gogo-A*0201 alpha chain-like
Exons: 5
Coding region: 396-1454 (352 amino acids)
Biological process (GO): immune response; antigen processing and presentation of endogenous peptide antigen via MHC class Ib; positive regulation of T cell mediated cytotoxicity
Cellular component (GO): external side of plasma membrane
Molecular function (GO): peptide antigen binding; signaling receptor binding
Source: RefSeq, a predicted model, not a curated record